AUGUUACAGAGGGAGUCCCAGAGCCAAGAGAGUGUAAAAAUACAGCUGAAAACUACUACUGAAGAAAUGGAAGCUGCUAACCACCUGCAGGAGGAGAAACUGAGGGAGGCUAGCCGAAAUGAGCAUCGGAAAAAGAUGGUCCACAGUCAUGAGGAAGUAAUUCUAGAACUAUGUGGUAUCCUAAUGUAUUACGAAGACAGUACAGGCAAGAAACUCUAUGAGCAUGGGAACAUUACCAGCUUGCAAUCCACAUGCACAGCGUUUCUUGUCAGCCUGCAGGAUUUAGACUCAGAGGUGUCAUAUCUCAAAUAAAAGGUGGUUCUGGUGGAAGAAGAACUGGAGUCGUUGAAAAAAGAUUCAAAGACCCAAAAAGAACUUCUGCUUCAGCAACAUCAAUCCAGGCUUGAGCAACUAAUAAAUGAACAUGAACAGGAGGUGGCAGCACUAACUGCUAAAGCUAAGAGUGCACGCAGCUGUGCAAAUAGUAUCCAAAGCCAGAUGGAGAACAUAGUUCCACAGAGAAUUUCUGCAUACUGUUGGAAAGAACUUCAUACAAUCCUACCACAGAAUCUCUGCCAUUUCACAAACAACAGCAUUUUAUGUGUGGAGGAUCUUGAGAAGCAGUUGCACCUAGCUCAUUCUAAGGUAGCAAAAGUUCAGAACGAAUGGGAUCAAUACAACCAAGAAUGUGGAAAUCUGAAUGACCAGAUUCAUCAGUUGUUGACUGAACUUCAUGGAAAAGAGAUAGAACUAAGUCUAGAAAAGGAGCAGAAGAAGAGAUUUUGGGAUCAGAACACUGACAACAGCAUGACGAUUGAUGAUCUAAGGACAGAACUAGACAAGAAGAAAAUGGAGUUGCAGCUCAUGAAAAACAUGGUGAAGGAAAUGAUUGAACGUGAGGGACAAAUGGAGCGACAGAGGGCUGCAGUUAAGGAAAAAAAUGAAACCAUUGUAAGAAUCUCCUCCUUGACUUUACAACUGGAGUCAACCAAGGAAAGACUCUGUAAAACUAAAGAAGAUCUUAGAGCCAAACAGAUGGAUUUGGAGACUGCUGAGAGAACAGUGUCGAAUCUUAUGGCAUGUCUGAAGGAGAAGGAAAUGGCCCUCGAGGUUAAGAAAAUCAAGAAGCUGCAUUCACAUGUUGGCAGUAAGAUGCAGGAGCCUGAGCAUCUAAAGAACAAAGAAGGCCGUUUACACGAUGUGCAUUCAGAGUGUGAAAUGCUGAAGCUGCAGGUGGUAGAGAAGGAAAGGAUUAUUGGGAUCUUGCAAAAGCAAAUUGGUAUCAUGAUCCAGGUUGUAGACCAGCAGUACCAAACUGCUGGAGCAAUGGAAGUCGAGAAGUCACAGCUUUUAAAAGAAAUUGGUGACUGGAAACUUCAAGUGCAAGAACAUAAGAUUGCAAAGGAGAAGGAAGAAGUGAGAAUACACAAGUUGGAGGCCACACUGAGCAAGCUGGAAUUGGAAAAGGUUAAGGUGGUAAACACAUGCACUGAGAGACUCCAUGCAAUUAAUGAUAUGAAACUGGAAAAAGACCAACUAAUGAGCAAACUGAAAGCCAUUGGGAUUGAACUAUCUGGCCUUGCAGAGGGAUUUGAAGAUUUGAAGAGGGAUUGCCAGGAUAAAGUCAAGGAAAUGGAAAAUAAUGCAAACAGACUGCAAAUGCAGUUGAGAUCUUCUCAAGACCAACUGGAACAGACCAGGAACGCUCUAAAGACUGUAGUGGGAUCUGAUGGCCAUGCUAUGAAGGUUGCAGUGGGAAAGCAAAGGGAGAUCAUUGCCAAGAGAGGACAGAUAGAUGCAUUGCAGAGCAAGAUUAAGUUAUUGGAAAAAGCAAUGGCAAAUGCAGAUAAGGAAAUGCAUUACCUCAGAGAAGAGAAUAGUAAACUAAGUCAAGAACUGAGCUGUAUCACAACAGAAAAUACCAAGAUUGCUGGGGAACUAGAGAUCCUGAGAUCACAAGAAAAAUGUCUCAAAGAAAAACUAUCUAGGAUGGAGACAGCCCUUGAUAAGAGCAGCACAACCUUCCUCUUUAGUGUGGAAACGUUACAGAGAGAAAGCCAAGCUAUGUCAUCAAUGAUCAGAACGCAGGAAAUGAAGAGAGAGAAAGCAAAGGAAAAGGAGAAGAAGCUGUCAAAGUGAAGACUUGUGUGCAUUAGUGGUUACUUUCACAUAUUUAUGUUGUGUUUAAAAUAAACUGUGAUAAUAAGGGUUCUCAUAGUUUUGCAAUUCUUGCCUUGAACCAGGACAUUCUUUACAAGUUUUUACUUUUAAAAGAAUGGGAAUUACAGAGGAGUAAACACAUCCAAAUAAUAUCUAAAUACAGACUUUCACUGGCACACAUUGUCAGUAGCUAUGUGCUGUGGGUGACACUGGCUACAGGGCAUUGCUGAUUGCUUCAGGUUCCAGUAAGGGCUUUUUUCCAUGUGUUCUGGAUCUCGCACAUAAUCUCAGGUCCUUCUUUUAGAAAUUUAGUUUUGAAAUGAAGUGUAUUCCACAUUCUAAAAGA
Molecule: messenger RNA, 2506 nt
Organism: Oxyura jamaicensis (ruddy duck)
Lineage: Eukaryota; Metazoa; Chordata; Aves; Anseriformes; Anatidae
Gene: CCDC158
Product: coiled-coil domain containing 158
Source: RefSeq, a predicted model, not a curated record